Messenger RNA from Triticum turgidum subsp. durum (durum wheat), 270 nucleotides. The record is from the annotation of a GenBank genome assembly. Lineage: Eukaryota; Viridiplantae; Streptophyta; Magnoliopsida; Poales; Poaceae.
AUGUGUGACAAAUGUGAACGCUGGAAGCAUCAAAUUUGUGCCCUUUUUAAUUUCAAAAGGGGUGAUUCUAAAGAAGCAAAAUGUACUUGCCCUAAAGUGUUGUUCUUGGGGCUAAAGAUCUGCCAAGGGCCGUGCUUAGCAAUCAUAUACAAGAACAACUCUUUAAACCGUUCAGGGAAGAGAGACACUAACAGGCCAUUCAUGAUGGGGAAAGCUUUGAUGAGGUUAGUGUUGCCUCAUCAAAUUCACAGAAUCUUACUUCUUUCCUGA